Messenger RNA from Bombus terrestris (buff-tailed bumblebee), 7729 nucleotides. Its product is annotated as serine-enriched protein. Gene Ontology annotation, molecular function: protein binding. The transcript has 10 exons. NCBI's taxonomy places the organism in Eukaryota, Metazoa, Arthropoda, Insecta, Hymenoptera, Apidae. The record is from RefSeq and is a predicted model, not a curated record. The coding region runs from base 548 to 3094 and encodes 848 amino acids.
UGGCUUUGGCCGAGUAUGAGCGGCGUUUUCGCGUUUGUCGCUCGAGUUUCAUUCACGAAAACGACCUGUUCGAACAGCCACCCCCUCGUGUGCCUGUCGGAGGAAGGGUUAAGGCGUGCUUGAGCCACUUGUGUCGGGUUGAAGUCGGGUUAAACGCGAGAAAUCGAGAGACAAGAAGGUCGAACCGCGGAUACAGGCGUGUCUCUUCCGUACGGUUGCUCGAUUUCACGUACCUCGACUGUCAGUAAAGGUAUCUGGAAGAGGAUAAGGGGUAGCAGAGCCUGGAAUAGUUCAUUUUGGGUUAACGUACCAUCGAUUGAUAUUUUUCUUUUCUUUUGUAAAAUCGUUGAUUGUUUUCUUCGAGUGGAAAGUAGAGAGAGAUGCUGUAGCGUGAACACCGUGAUAGACGGGUCGUUAUUACGCGUGUAUGGUGGAUUAUGCGUGAUCGUAGAAACGAGGAAGUGAGGUAAAAGUGUUUUUUCGGGGCAAAAGCGGGCCGGCGAGCGAGGGGGCUCCGGGACUCGAGCAACAGGAAAAUAUCAGCUCGAUGCCGGAGGCGUCAGGGUCAGAAGUGGCCGAUGAGUCGGAUUAUUCGAUUUUCGAGAAUAAGACCGGCUUGGCCGAGGACAUGAAGUUUCUGGCUAGCAUGCCGGAACUAUGCGACGUGACCUUCCUCGUCGGUGAAACAAAAGAGCCCAUUUGCGCUGUGAAGGCUGUUUUAGCAGCCAGAAGUAGGGUGUUUCAAAAAAUGUUUUACCAAGCACCCAGUCCACAGCGUAAGAAGGAACCACCGCCGAAGGAAAACAAGAUCCGACUGUUCCUGAAAAGAAGCUCGGAACCGUUGCUGAAUCUGCAAAACGCGGCGCAACAGCGGUCAGGGUUCGCGCAGCAGUUGGCUCCCAUACAAGAGCCGAAUCAACAUCAGACCGUAAUCAUCGAGGAAUUCGAGCCCGACGUGUUUCGUCAGCUGAUCGAGUACAUUCAUACUGGAUGUGUGACGUUACAACCUAGAACUUUAUUAGGAUUGAUGAAUGCCGCCGAUUAUUAUGGAUUAGAACAGCUGAGAAAAGCUUGCACUGGAUUCGUGCAAUGUUGUAUAACAGUGGACACUGUGUGCGCUUUAUUGGCGUCGGCAGAACGAUACAUUCAGUACAAGUGUACGAAAUCCUUGGUCCAUAAGGUAUUCGAAUUCGUCGACGAACAUGGCAACGAAGUGUUGAAUUUAGGAUCCUUCACGCUGCUCCCCCAACAUGUAGUUCGUUUAAUCCUGGCAAGAGAAGAAUUACGAGCCGAUGAAUUCACCAAGUUUCAAGCGGCCUUGAUGUGGAGCAAGAAGUAUUGCGACAGCAAUCAAAAUCAAGAUCUGAAAGACGUGAUUGGCAAUUUCCUCGAGUACAUUCAGUUCCAUAAGAUCCCUGCGAACGUGCUGAUGAGAGAAGUUCAUCCUCUGGACUUGGUGCCUUCGAGGAUCAUAGUGAACGCGUUGGCCUAUCAGGCAGACCCGGCAAGCGUCGAUCCCGGACACCUGUCCCCCCACCGAGUAAAGCACCAGGACCGUAGUUUGUCGGUGCAGUCAUCUUUACAGGACCAAUUUGGCAGCAACACAUCGCUAAGCUCGACUGGGUCUGACGAGGGGUCCGACGAGAAGCAGCAUUCAGGUAAAUACGGCAUAGCAGAGCAGGAGAUAAGGGAGCACGAAAGAUGGCCGAAGCAUCGCUCUUCCGAAGAGGAGGAUAUACAGCGGUUGAUCGAGCAACGGAAUCAGUAUCAAUCGAUGAGGCAAGAGGAUACGCUGCAACGACAGCACGAUGAACAGCUGAUCAGGAAGCAGGAGGAGGAGCUAAGGAGACAGGAGAUGCAGGAAGAGUUCGAGAGGAGGCAGAAAGAACUGCAGAAGAAGAAGAAGCAGGAGGAGGAGUUGAGAAAGCAAAAAGAGCAGGAGAAGCUGAAGAAGCAGCAGGAACAGGAGGAGCCGAAGAAGCAGCAGAAACAGGAUGAGCCGAAGAAGCAGCAGAAACAGGAGGAGCUGAAGAAGCAGCAGGAGCAGGAGAAGCCGAAGAAGCAGCAGAAACAGGAUGAGCCGAAGAAGCAGCAGAAACAGGAGGAGCCGAAGAAGCAGCAGGAACAGGAGGAUCUGAAGAAGCAGCAGGAACAGGAGGAGCCCAAGAAGCAGCAGGAACAGGAGGAGCCCAAGAAGCAGCAGGAACAGGAGGAGCCGAAGAAGCAGCAGGAACAAGAGGAUCUGAAGAAACAGCAGGAACAAGAAUUGAAGAAGGCAGUAAAAGAAGUCGAGGAUGUGACGAAGAAGCAAAAGGAGGAAGAGAUUAAUCGACAGAGCCUAGAAGAAAAGAAGCAGAAGGAGGAAUUGAAGAAGCAGAAGGAAGUUAAAAAGGAGGAGGCUUCGAAGGAAGGAAAACAAGAUGCAGAUUUAGAGAAGAAGCAAGAAGAGGAGAAGGAGAAGAAGGAACAGCAGCUGGAAGUUCAGAAAGAGGAUGAUGAGAAACAGAAACAUCGAGAGGAUAAACAAGAAUUACAACAACCGGAAGAAUCGCAGAGCAAAGAAAAGAUUGAAGAAGAAAACGAAUCAGAGGAACCAAGCCUAUCGAAUCAGGAAAAAUCGCAACAACAAUUGGAAGAAGAGGAAAGAAUAAGAGGGGAGCAGGAGUUACUAAAGCAGCAGAAGGAAAAGGAACAACGAAGAAUUCGCGAGGAAAGAAAACUGCAACUACAGUUGCAGGAACUGAAAACCCAGUGGCCAUCGGAGGAAUUAACAAUAUACAAGCAGGAAGAAGCCUUGCAACGACAGAUAGAGAACCUGAGAUACGAGGAGCAAUGGGAGAGUCGACAAUUCCAGCAGAUGCAGUUGUAUUUUGAAGGUCGGAAGCCUGAGGCGGAAAAGAAACCAGAAAAGCGGCAAACAACGGAACGAAAGAAGACGGAAAAGAGGAAAGACGAAAGAGUAGAGAUUAGGGUACACGGGGCGGAAUCCCCUAAACAGGAAGACCCUGCCGUGACUGGUUUCUACAUAAAGUUAGUGGUGAGGCAGGAAGGCAGGGCGAAUUUGGUUUGGUUGUUCAAAACGCACAAAUUUUAAAUGGUUCUCGUUUCUCGUUAUCCUCUACUCUGGUUUUAUACACUGUUGACAUUUUAUAUAAUAAUUAACAAAUUAAUUUUCUCGCUGGAAGAGAAUUGUUUCAGUGUAUGACUAUUCUUAUCGUUUGAGUUGUCUCGCCAGAGAUUUCUAUAUGACGAAUCGUUGUGUUUUGCGAGGAACAUUCUUAGUACAUUAAUGUUUUUUAUCGUUGGAACCGUAUACAGGUAUUUAUGAUAAACGAGGAGACGUUCACUCGUGGUGGUUCUUAAUAAAACCGAAUCUCCAUCUACAGUCAGUCAUUAAAAAAUCCACCUCUGUAAAUGAUUGUAGACGAGGUACAUGCUCAUUAAAGUGAUUUAAUAGGUCAUACUAUACUACUACGAUAAUCGUACGAUUAUUUUAAGGAUACUCUUAAUUUGCGUAGUCUGUGGGUUGUAAUUGAACGCGAAGAGUUAUUUCAGUAACACACUGCUCAAGAUGAUUAGAAAAUUGCGUACACGAAUCUAUUUAUUCCUAACGAAAUUUGAUUAUUUUCCAUGCUAAGUAGACGGUAUCCUUUUACAUCUUCAGCGAUUGAUUUAUUCGAAAAAAUUAUUCGAGGAACCGGCGAAGUAAUUCUCCGAUUGCUUCGAGCGGUAUAUCAGCAUCAAAACGCAAAAUGUUAUCGAUACUGAUUUUGAGUGUGUUAUUUUACAACUGACAUCUUAACGACUACUUAUAUACGAUAAUUUACACGCGUUGCCUGCCUGUGAAUUCCCAACCAUUUCUUCGAUCUAAUCAUUAUCAAUUAUAUGGUGUCACGCGACGGCGGAGAACACGACUUUCGUCGACAUCAAUCAAUUCUCGCUUUCCCAUUAAACCACUACUUCAUGAUACUAUACUUAUUGCUCCGUCGACUUUUCUACUAUUCUCGUAUUAUUAUUAUGGCGAUACUAUCGCAGAUCGAAAAGGUCUACCCGAUUUUUUACCAAGCAUCUCGAACAUUCAUUCGAUCACUGCGCGAAGAAGAGGAAGUAGAAGAUCUGUACCGUUUAUUAUGAAAGAGAUUUUAACGUUCGUACGAAAUGAAAAAUAAAGUAUGCACAGUACUAGUAUGAGCAGCUAAUGAGAAAAUUAAGAAGUAUCUAUGUAGACGUUAUUGUUGAACUCUUUUACAAGGAAAAGACUACAAAUUAUAUACAUAUACAUAUAUAUAUAUAUAUAUAUAUAAACACAAGAGAAUAUAUAUACACGAUAUCUAUAUUUGACACUAUAUUAAAAAAAAGAAAAACAAUUGAUAUCGCUUAUGGGCGAGGUGUUCGAGAGCUGUGGUCGACGAUUUGACAAUGAUAAAUAAUUUCAUAAAUUGUUACUAGAAUCUUACAAUUAGUUCUAUGGCUUCGGACUUUUAAAAUGAAUGUUUGAAAUGUGAAAAUGAACGUUUCUAAAAAUGAAUCUUGACAAUGAUGUACCUUCGAACGAAAAUCGACGUUGUUUCGAUGAAAAUUGUCGAUUUUUAUUUGCCACGAUCUCUUAUUUUUCUACUUCAACGUUUUCAUACGAUUUACUUACUUACUGUACCCUGAAUAAUAUAAUUUCGCUCGCAUGGAAAUGUAAUUCUGCUGUUACAUUACAGCCGCUUUUUAUCACGAUUACGAUUGACAAUGAUAAAAGUGCAGUACGGUUAAUAUACGACAAUUUUACACGGGCGUGAAGCUGUAUAAUCGUGCUGCUGACUCGCAUCCACUUGCGUGCUUGCAACGAAAAAUUGUUUAUGAAACUGUGAAUACACAAAGUAGUAGUAAGUAAUGUUUAACGUGCAACAGGAGGAAAAGUGUUUUCGACGGUAAUUUCGAAUCGUUCAAUUCGGCCAAAUAUUUAUAACGCGCUUUUAAUCUCGAAAGCAUUGCUGAUUUAAUAUUUUCUAUUCCAUUGCCACGCUAUCAUGACUUUUCAUAUUUCAUACAACAAUCAGUGAUCGUGCUUUUCUUCGGUUCUCGAAAUUCUUUAUAAUUUCGAUUAUAGAAAGUAAUAAUAAGUAAUACGAUAGAAUAACAAAUUUCCAAUCGAAUUUGCCAAAGAUUUGUCACAGCGACAAAUAGCGCUACGAUAAAGAGGAUUAUUCGAUUUCUUGCUGUCAACAUUCUUCUUCCUAACUGCCGCACCUAAGCUAAUUGUUUAAGCAGCGGAGACGAAGCGGACUAUCAUCUAUUAAACGUUAUUGAUCGAUGUAAUACUCAGUAUUGGUACAAAGCAGAACGACGGAUCACUUGAUUCGCCAAACGCUAAACCCUUCGUUCAUGCAGACGGAAAAUGAAACUAUUUAAAUCGCGACGUAAGUUGAUUUAUAUGAUAUAAAAAUUUACGCCGAGUUAGUUGCUACCAACUCGCGAAACGAUGCGCAAUUUGUUCGUAUAUUGAAUCAAGCAAACAAACGGUGUACCUAUGUAAAUUGUAUAAUAUUGUGAUUAUCAUUCGUAUUCUCUAUACUAUCGCGAAAUUUCUUCGAAUAAGUAAUUUAUUAAUUGCCGUAUCAUUUUCCAAGAGUUUCUCGGAAUCGAAACUUUCUAUCACAAGUUAAUUUAUCGCGAAUUAAUAUCAUCCAAGAUUCCUUCAUCUUACUCUUUGUGUAUUUGAACAGUGGCAAAAGAAUCGUUCGAUACUUCAACAAUUCUUUGUUAUUUAGAUUUAUAACAACAGUAUUAAAAUAUCUCGUAUCGAUGAUACAAGAUCAUUCGAAGAGGAUUUUGACGAUAGUUUCACACUGUGUGUAUCGUGUACAGUUUGCUGGAACGAUUUGGCUAACGAUAAUCAUGCUAAAAAUCGUCACUAAAAAGAUACGAAGCAAAACGAGGAUCUUGUGUUAACAAUAAUAAAAGAUCCAAUCGUUGAUCUGUGUGAAAACAUCACGCAAUUUCCUGCAACCACUAGAACGCAACGAUCGAAGACGAAUUUUAAGUUUAGUCAUCGAAGAGGAAGUCUACUACUAAAAUUAUAAUGAUUUCAAGAAACUUGAAACCUCGCAAGCACUACCUUUUCGUUUAAUACUUCAAACUAUUUAGAAUCGAAGAACAACAUAGCUGAAGCAUCGUUGUGAUCAUGAGCUUUUCGCGAAUCUUUUUCAUAAUCGUGUCAGACAGUCGUGUAUCAUAAUCAUCGCAUAAUUAUUAAAUAAAUCUACAGAAAUAAGGAGAAGGAAAAUAUUGCAUCGAUUUCGUCGUUCUCCUUUCGUACAGCGUUGACAAUACUUUAAUCGUACGACACAUAUGUUCCCUAUCUCAGGCUAAACGUAAAAUGAUAAAAGUACAUAUAUAGAAUUAUAAUAAAAUAAUAGAAAAUCGUAAUCUGUAAGUGUACUACUGCUUUGCCCAAAAAGGUUGUGAUUCACUGGGUUUUGUUUCACUAAGGAAACACUUUCACGAGUAAGUAACAUUUUCUCCAUUCACAGACUUGUAAUUAACUAAAUAUCAAUUAUUUUCUUUGUAUCGAUACGAUUAUUACACCAUUCUAAAUUUUUUAAUCCUCCACUCAAAUUAUUCUGUACAUUCUAACAUAAUUUAUAUACACUUUGUUCGAGACUGAUUCCACGAUUUGCAUCGUUUAUUCAUUUUCCUACGAAAAACUUGUCUUUACCUCUACAGUCUUUCAAUAACAAUAGCAUUGGAAAAUCAAGGGAAGAAAAUCGACGUCACACCUUUCUCGAUAACAAACAUCAAUUCAGCGAACGGUGAAAUUGAUUUUUCAACAGAAAGUAUUCGACGAAUUAUCAAACGCACUUUGUAUAAAUCACAAAAAUGACAAAUACAUUGAAACAACAGAAAAGAUCGACAAACGUAUAAAAUAUUGUUGUUUAUUCGACACGAUGAAAUGUUAUUUCUGCCAAUAGCUGUAAGAAGAAAUCUGUUCGAUAGAACUGUACAAAGCUCAGUGGUAUUUCAAUGAUGAACAGGUGUGGAGGAAAUUGCACGUUGUCGAUGAUAAUCGCAUAAAAAAGGAGAACAACGGAACCGGGCAUCAAACCGUGAAGUUAAAUCGCAGCCGUCACUGUCGGAAAAUUGUAUUUUAUUAUCGUCACGUUGUACGCGGCUCAGUUGCAUAAGUGUCAAGAGUAUAUUUAUGAAUGUGGUGUAGUCUACUUAAUCUGUGUAUCGUUGUCUGUCCGUGCGCAUCGUUACUUCUGCUGUUUUGUACGUAAGGUGUGCGUAAAAAAAUAACAAAAAAUUAAUUAUUAAACAAUGAUAUGUCGUUGAGUAGCCUAAGGGCGUUAACUACCCGUUACAGUGUUACCAUCGAUCCCACCGAGAUUCAGUCGAUCCGAUCGAGACAACUAUCUUCUCAAUUUUUGUUUCGAUUGUUUCGUUAAAAUGUUAAUCUAAAUAAUCCAUUAUUUUUUGACGUACGAGGAGGAUCUGAAUUUUUCUACAGGGUAGAUUAUAAUUACAUUUAUAACAAAUUUCAAGCAACUUUUGUCAAAUUUUCUUUCCAUUCUUACAACUUUCUGCUAUAUUCUUGUUAUAAGCGAAGAGACGUCGCGAUUCGAUCGACGAGUUUAACGGUGAUCGGUGCAAUUCUAUCUAAAGUUCGAUCUCUAUCAUGUUGUGAUAUUCUGUAGCCAAAUGAGUUGAAAUAAAGGGAGAAGAGCGUGAUGUCAAGGAA